AUGGAUGAUGAAGUUUCUGGCCUCCUGCGCACUGCUUGUGGUCAAACAAAACUUCUCAUUUCUGAAAAGUUUGCCCAAUUUCGUGGUUUGUGUCAUCAGAAUUUGUCAUGGGAAAAAUCGAAAAUUGAUGGAACUACUGAUUGUGUGAAUGAUUCUAAUACUUUAGUCACUUUAAUAAGUGAUUUGGACGGUUUUUGGGCAAUGGUUUCUCUUCAAGUGGAUGAGGUUCGUAAUCUCUUCAAGCAAGUGGAUUGUUUGCGUUCUAAUCAAUGGAAGAUGACGAAAACUCCAUUAUCAAAUGAGAACUCCGCUAUUUCCCCAGGAAAUCAAAAGGGAAAUCGAAGAGUAGUCAAGUCUAGUGUAAAUAAGAAAAAUGAUACUGUUGCCAGGCAACAAGCUCGUCAGCGCCUUGAACAAGCUAAACGUAAUAUGCAGCUGCUGAAUUCAAACAGCUCAUCUGAGAACCCGGUGAAACCAAACCUUUAUAUUGUAUAG
Trichobilharzia regenti is the source of this 495-nucleotide messenger RNA. Lineage: Eukaryota; Metazoa; Platyhelminthes; Trematoda; Strigeidida; Schistosomatidae. The record is from the annotation of a GenBank genome assembly.